Messenger RNA from Thlaspi arvense, 1653 nucleotides. Lineage: Eukaryota; Viridiplantae; Streptophyta; Magnoliopsida; Brassicales; Brassicaceae. The record is from the annotation of a GenBank genome assembly.
GAGAUGCGAAGCUAUGCUCGCAGCUGCAUAGUCUCGAUGCAACCCCAGCCGUUGCUGCGCUUCGGAUUCAGAGCUUCGUUGCCUGCACUGAGCAUGCUAUCGUCUUCGACCAUAAACCCUAGCUCCAAUCUUAAUCUCAGAUCCACCUCUCUCACUCCUCCCAAAACCUUCAAGCUCCCUCUCUUCGCGAACCCUACCAUCUCUUGGUCCGAUUCUCACUUCUUUCCUCGAACCAGCGGCAUGGUUCUUUCAAAAUGCUUCGGUGCAACGACUAGUCCCCUCGCUGUCCCGAGGGCGAAAGAGUUGGGAAAUGCGGAGGGCGAGUCGAGUCCGGAGUCGCUUGUGGUGGUCUCCUUCUACAAAUUUGCCGAUUUCCCCGACCACGCCGACUUGCAAAAGCCAUUGAAGGACCUCUGCGAGCAGCUGGGAGCUGUGCAAGAGUGGUUCAGCUACUCUAUGGGAAGAGUACUUCUGGCAGGCUGCAUGGUUUGCACAACUCUAAUCAAAGCUUACAUUGUCCUUAUGCAUGAGCUAGAACUAGUUGAAGUCGCUGGCCUCCAGAUGCUUGGGGAUCUGAGAAUGGGCCUCUGUGAGUAUUGUUCUCCCUGUGAAGGCCUCAUGUUUGCUAUAUUCUCAUGGGAACGUGUUUCAGGUGGUAUAAUUCUUGCUCCAGAAGGAAUCAAUGGCAGCAUAUGUGGAACUCGUGACUCAGUGGAAAAAGUUCUUGAGUUUAUUCAGACAGACAAAUGCCUGAAGGGCCUCAGACAAGUGGAGUCACCUGUAAGCCCUGAGGAAGAGGCUAUCCAUCACGGACACAGCAGCAGUUCUCCUCUUGCAGCUGGAGAAGAUGCACCUUUCCGAUGGGAUCAUGUGAGGGUUAAGUUGAAGAAAGAGAUUGUUUCCCUAGGCAUGCCUACUGUAUCACCUAUUGAAAGAGUUGGAAAGUAUGUAAACCCAAAGGAUUGGAAUAAAUUGAUAAGUGAUCCAGAUACGGUGGUCAUUGAUGUCCGAAAUGACUAUGAAACUAGAAUUGGGCGAUUUAAAGGAGCAGUUAACCCAUGCACCUCAGUAUUUAGGGAGUUCCCUUCCUGGGUUGAUCAUGAAUUCCGACUUAAUGAGUCAGAUGCCAAGUUGGAUUCCAGUGAUUCAGAUGGAAACCAGCAGCAUCAUGUGGAGAAUGAAGGACAGAAAAUGCCUCCUCGGAUUGCAAUGUAUUGCACUGGUGGGAUUCGGUGUGAGAAAGCUUCAAGUUUUCUCCUAAGCAAAGGUUUCAAGGAGGUUUAUCAUCUGGAAGGUGGCAUUCUAAAAUAUUUGGAGGAAGUACCAAAGAACAAGAGUCUUUGGGAAGGGGAGUGCUUUGUGUUCGACAAGCGGGUCUCUGUUGACCAUGGGUUAGUGCAGGGAACUUUCAAGCUUUGUUAUGGAUGCAAGCAACCUGUGAGCGAUUCUGAUAUGGAAGCUCCAGAGUGGGAGUAUGGGGUUACUUGCCCUCACUGCUAUUCAUCAAAAUCUGAAGAGGAGAAAGAAAGGGCAAGAGCUCGACAAAGGCAAUUCGAGAGUUGGGGUAUUAUAGGUGGUCCAGACAAGGGUCGGAGGCCAGAAAGAACAAAGAGUAGUUCCCAGGGUGACACUAUGCUGUCAAAAUCACUGUAG